CAGGUGGUGGGGGGAGAGCAUGAGGCCUCUGCCCGCCCCCCGUUCUAUGAUUAACCAAGGCCCUCUUCCCCACUGUGCCCCUCCUCCUGCCACGCCGAGGCCCUGAGUCAUUGUUUUAACUACCCCCCAGGAUGCUGAGCACCCUCAGUGCUGCUGCCCAGGCUUCUGCUUCCCCCGCGACGUGCUGCUCAGCGAUGGCCUUUGGCAUGGUGCUCCUCCUGGCUGUGCUGGCUUCUUGUCAUGGAUUCAACCUGGAUGUGGAGGAGCCCACCGUCUUCCGAGAGGACGCAGACAGCUUCGGACAGAGUGUGGUACAGUUUGGCGGAUCUCGGCUCGUGGUGGGAGCCCCCCUGGAGGUGGUGGCAGCCAACCAGACAGGACGGCUGUACGACUGUGCGUCUUCCACCGGCAUGUGCCAGCCCGUCCCCCUGCACAUCCCCCCAGAGGCCGUAAACAUAUCCCUGGGCCUGUCCCUGGCAGCCUCCACCAACCACUCGUGGCUGCUGGCCUGUGGCCCGACCAUGCACAGAGCCUGUGGGGAGAACAUGUAUGCCAAAGGCUCCUGCCUCCUGCUGGGCUCCCACUUGCAGAUCAUCCGGACAGUCCCAGCUGCCCUGCCAGAGUGUCCCGUUCCAGAGAUGGACAUUGUCUUCCUGAUCGACGGCUCUGGCAGCAUCGACCAGAGUGAAUUUCUCCAGAUGAAGGCCUUUGUCAGAGCUGUGAUGGGCUGGUUCAAGGGCACCAACUCCUCGUUCUCGCUGCUGCAGUACUCAAACCUCCUGAAGAUCCAUUUCACCUUCGCCGAAUUCCACCGCAGCUCAAGCCCUCAGAGCCUGGUGGAUCCCAUCGUUCAGCUGAAGGGCCUGACCUACACGGCUACCGGCAUCCUGAAAGUGGUGACAGAGCUAUUUCAUAGUAAGAAUGGAGCCCGUGAAAGUGCCAAGAAGAUCCUCAUUGUCAUCACAGACGGGCAGAAGUACAAAGACCCCCUGGAAUACAGUGCUGUCAUCCCCCAGGCAGAGAAGGCCGGCAUCAUCCGCUAUGCCAUCGGGGUGCGGCCCCCUCUUCACUGCUGUCCCAGACUCAGCCUGCGCCUCACCCAGGCAAAGGGCUGGUGGGCUCCUCCUCCUCAGCGGCCUCUCUGCUGCAGGUGGGCGACGCUUUCCAGGAGCCUGCUGCCAGGGAGGAGCUCAACACCAUUGGUUCAGUGCCUCCGCAGGACCACGUGUUCAAGGUGGACAACUUUGCAGCACUUGGCAGCAUCCAGAAGAAGCUGCAGGAUAAGAUCUUUACAGUGGAGGGUAAAUCGGGUAGCAAGGUUGGGCCUUCGAGUUAAAGGGGUCCUGACCCAAUUGUCCCCCACAGUCCUGAUUUGGUGCAUCCCUUUUCACAACUCAUCCAAAAUUGCUCUGCAGAACCCAAGCCCCAGACCAUGGUCUCCUCCCUCUGCUCUGAGUCCUCAUGGUCUCAUCGUUUCUGGGAACCUAAGUGACCUGUUUCCCACAGGAACCCAAUCAAGGACAAGUAGCUCCUUUCAGCAUGAGAUGUCUCAGGAAGGCUUCAGUUCAGUGCUCACAAUGGCUGUCUUCCUGAUCCAGCUGCUCAGCCCUGGAACCCUUCCCUCCCAGGAUGGACCGGUUCUGGGGGCUGUGGGGAGCUUCAGCUGGGCCGGAGGUGCCUUCCUGUACCCCCCAAACAUGAAUCCCACCUUCAUCAACAUGUCUCAGGAGAAUGUGAACAUGACGGACUCUUACCUGGGUUACUCCAGCGAGCUGGCCCUGUGGAAGGGGGUGCAGAGCCUGGUCCUGGGGGCCCCCCGCCAUCAGCACACCGGGAAGGUUGUCAUCUUCACCCAGGAGUCCGGGCAGUGGAGGCCGAAGGCCGAAGUCGCAGGGGCCCAGAUCGGCUCCUACUUCGGGGCCUCCCUCUGCUCCGUGGACGUGGACGGAGACGGCGGCACCGACCUGGUCCUCAUCGGGGCCCCCCACUACUACGAGCAGACCCGGGGGGGCCAGGUGUCUGUGUGCCCCCUGCCCCAGGGGCCGAGCAGGUGGCAGUGUGAAGUCAUUCUCCGCGGGCAGCAGGGCCACCCCUGGGGCCGCUUUGGGGCGGCUCUGACAGUGCUGGGGGAUGUGAAUGGGGACAAGCUGACGGACGUGGCCAUCGGGGCCCCGGGAGAGCAGGAGAAGCGGGGUGCUGUCUACCUGUUUCAUGGCGCCCCAGGACUCGGCAUCAGCUCCUCCCACAGCCAGCGGAUCGCAGGCUCCCAGCUGUCCCCCAGGCUGCAGUAUUUUGGGCAGUCGCUGAGCGGAGGCCAGGACCUCACACAGGACGGACUGGUGGACCUCGCUGUGGGGGCCCAGGGCCACGUGCUGCUGCUCAGGAGCCUGCCGGUGCUGACAGUUGACGUGACCAUGAGAUUCACCCCUGGGGAGGUGGCGAAGGCCGUGUACCGGUGCUGGGAAGACGUGCCCACCACCCUGGAAGCUGGGGAGGCCACAGUCUGUCUCACUGUUCACAAAAGCUCACUUGACCAGUUAGGUGAUGUCCAGAGUUCUGUCAGGUACGAUCUGGCACUGGACCCAGGACGUCUGAUUUCUCGAGCCAUUUUUGAUGAGACCAAAAACUGGACUUUGACUCGAAGAAUCACCUUGGGGCUGGGGGAUCACUGUGAAACCAUGAAGCUGCUUUUGCCAGACUGUGUGGAGGACAUGAUGAGCCCCAUCAUCCUGCGCCUCAACUUCUCCCUGGUGGGAGAGCCCAUCCCCUCGCUCAGGAACCUUCGCCCUGUGCUGGCUGUAGACACACAGGACCUCUUCACAGCCUCUCUUCCCUUUGAGAAGAACUGUGGGCAAGAUGGCCUCUGCGAAGGGGACCUGAGUGUCGACCUCAGCUUCUCAGGCCUGAAGACUCUGAUGGUGGGGAGCUCCCCGGAACUCAAUGUGACAGUGACUGUGUGGAAUGAGGGCGAGGAUUCCUACGGAACUGUGAUCAACUUCUACUACCCGGCAGGGCUGUCCUUUCGACGGGUGUCAGCAAGCCAGCAACCUCAUCAGCGCCCACUGCGCCUGGCCUGUGAGGCAGUGCCCUCCAGAAAUGAAGGCUUGAGGAGCAGCAGGUGUAGCAUCAACCACCCCAUCUUCCAAGAGGGUUCUAAGGGAACCUUCAUAGUCACAUUUGAUGUCUCUCACAAGGCAAACCUAGGAGACAGAAUGCUUAUGAGGGCCAAUGCAAGCAGUGAGAAUAAUAAGCCUGCAACCAGCAAGACAAACUUCCAGCUGGAGCUGCCAGUGAAAUAUUCCGUCUACACAGUAAUCAGCAGGCAGGAGGAAUCCACCAAGUACUUCAACUUUUCAACUUCUGAUGUGAAGAGCACGAAAGAGGCUGAGCAUCGAUAUCGUGUGAAUAACCUGGGUCAGCGAGAUCUGGCGGUCAGUGUUCAUUUCUGGGUCCCCGUCCUGCUGAACAGUGUGGCUGUGUGGGACGUGGCCCUGGAGGCCCCUGCACAGAGCCUCCCCUGUGUGUCAGAGAGAGAGCCGCCCCGGCAUCCUGACUUCCUGACCCACAUUCUGGGGAGUUCUGUGCUGGACUGCUCCAUUGCUGGCUGCCUGAGGUUCCGCUGUGACGUCCCCUCCUUCGGCAUCCAGGAGGAGCUUGACUUCAUCCUGAAGGGCAACCUCAGCUUCGGCUGGGUCAGCCAGACAUUGCGGAAGAAGGUGUUGGUCGUGAGUGUGGCCGAAAUCACGUUCGACAGGUCCGCGUAUUCCCAGCUUCCAGGACAGGAGGCGUUUAUGAGAGCCCAGAUGGAGACGGUGCUGGAGGAGUAUGAGGUCUACAACCCCAUCCCCCUCAUGGCGGGCAGUUCUGUGGGGGGUCUGCUGCUUCUGGCUCUCAUCACAGCCGCACUGUACAAACUUGGGUUCUUCAAACGUCAGUACAAAGAAAUGCUGGGUGACAAGCCUGAAGAUGCUGCUACCUUCAGUGGGGAGGAUUUCAGCUGUGAGGCUUCAAAUUUGCCUUUGUCCUAAUAAUCUAAUGUCCUGUUCAUCUCUGUCCCCAUGGGUUGGCCUUGCCUCCACCUAUAAAUCUACUUCUGUGGAAACAACCUCUGCAUAGAUCCGAACCGGCCUGAACAACCUAUCAGGUGCAAAGCCACCUUCCCAAAGAGGUAGAGAUUUUUAUAUUUUUACGAAUCCAAUUUCUUCAGGAAUGACCCACUUUUUACAGAAGCAGGCAUGAUGCCAGCAUAAAUUUUCAUAUGUGUAAGAAUUGUCACAUUAAAGGAGGAUGUUCACAACACA
This is a messenger RNA of Lemur catta (Ring-tailed lemur), 4301 nucleotides long. RefSeq names its product integrin alpha-D-like. Gene Ontology annotation, molecular function: integrin binding. The record is from RefSeq and is a predicted model, not a curated record. Gene Ontology annotation, biological process: cell-cell adhesion; cell-matrix adhesion; cell adhesion mediated by integrin. Gene Ontology annotation, cellular component: external side of plasma membrane; integrin complex. The coding region runs from base 132 to 4028 and encodes 1298 amino acids. The transcript is spliced from 28 exons. Lineage: Eukaryota; Metazoa; Chordata; Mammalia; Primates; Lemuridae.